AUGACGACCCUCCCUCCAGAAUUGUGGCAGAAGAUCUUUAAGAUCGUGGUCGAAGAAUGGCCCUUUCGUCCAGGGGACUUCAUGACUCAAUGUGGACAAUGUUGCCCUUACUGGAGCAUCAACUACAAGUACGGGGAGAAGUGCGAGUUUUCGUCUACCUCAGAAGACGGUACAUCACGUACUGCCUGCGAAGUCAUGCGUUUGGGAUAUAUCAACUUGACCCUUGUAUGCUCUACGUGGCGGGUUACGUUGAUUGAGGAUCCUGAGCUCUGGACGACCAUCACGGAGUACUUCACUUCGGGCUGCGUGGACGCUUUCGUAAAACGGAGCAGAGAUAGGCCCCUCAGCAUAUCAUGGCACAAUUCCAGGAAAAAUCAAGAGGCCAUGGCUCGCAUCAUGCAGAAGGCGCACGACCGCAUACGGCGGUUGGAGACGGCGGUCGAUGUACUCGACGUCGUCAACCACAUGGGAGAGGUCGCGGACAUCUCCAUGCCUCAGCUGCAUGGUUUGACCCUCUAUGUUCACCCUCGAACAGCUACGAAGGACGUCAUUGAACCUCUACAAGCCGAUGGCUUGGCCGAGCUUGAUCUCUAUAUGAAACCUUGCCUCGCCAUUUGGUCGUUCUUUGCGUUGCCACGCUUACGAAAGCUCUCGGUCCACUUCCAAGUUGGCGAUGGGAUGGACAUGGAUAUGCUAUCAGACCUGGCCGACGCUCUACGUGCGCUACCCUCGCUCGAAGAAUUGUACCUGGACGAGCUGGUGCUUCAUAAUGGCUUCCGAGUCUCUGAAGAUAUGGUGAUUGAGCCGCAUGCGGUUCAGUUACCCAACUGCUUUAGAUUGGAGCUACGGGGCGAUCAAAGGGUCAUCGAGAGCUUGCUCGGUGGCGUCACCUUUCCUCCCCAAGCCCGCCUGAUACUUUCGGGGUCAUUCGAUUACGGAGCCGCCACCGUCGCAAGCACAUGUAGCACGCUGUUCAGAAUGAGCGAGUCGUCGGGGGCACCGUUCGUCGCCGCCUCUCUGGACUUUGACGCGGGUGGACAUCUCGACUCCAUAAUUCCGGUAUUCCCGGACGAGAAAUGGACAUUGCGUGCCUCGCGUCACCUCGCGUCCGAAGCCGAUGGCCCGGGUCAUGAAGAUAUUAACAUGUCCUGGCGCGAUGCUCAUCACCUACGCGAUGGAGAGCAAGUCCUUGGGCACUUGUGCGCGUCGUUGGGACAGAGUAUUCGCGAGGUCAGGCUCUCCCAAAGCGGCGAGACUCGCGUUCCAUCGCCACUUCUCUACCAGCGCUGCUUCUCAUCAUGGACGCUGGUCGAACGUCUGCAAGUAUCAGGCACCGGCAUCGCCCAUAUCGGCCUCGAUACGUUGCUUGCGAGUCCCACGAACAACGGACAACGGAUCCUUCCACGCCUUCGUAUACUCAAGUUCGACGACACUCAGUGGAUGGACGUUAUAGGCGACGACGGCGAUGUGCUAGGACAGAAGCUCGUAAAAGCUCUACGUGAGCGAUACGACAUGGGGACGCGACUGGACGUCAUCGUGGUACCGGACGUCGAGGCGCUGAAAGCGGGGAAGUGGUGGGAAGCGCUUCAGCAGAUCGCGCGGGUCGAGCAGGCGUGA
This is a messenger RNA of Peniophora sp. CBMAI 1063, 1617 nucleotides long. The record is from the annotation of a GenBank genome assembly. Lineage: Eukaryota; Fungi; Basidiomycota; Agaricomycetes; Russulales; Peniophoraceae.